AUGGAGGAUACGCCAUUGCUUCGUCGUCUUAAUGGGCGCCCUCAAGCCUGCGACCCUUGUCGCGCACGCAAAGUUGCGUGCGAUCACGAUCAGCCCACCUGCUCGCGGUGCAGGAAGAGGAAAGAAACAUGCGUCUACACCGUCACCGAGCCAAGGACAGCCAAGAGACAGCGACUCCGACCUCCCUCGAGCUCCUCUACAACACCGUCGCCGUCUGCGCCUGGGUAUCUCGGCUUCACCAGUCACAAUGCCGUGUUUGAGGAGACGCGCAAUAGUCUGAGUCUUGUCCAUGGACCGCCUGUUGAGGUUGAGGCUGGGGUUAGGAGAGGGCCGAGGGUGAGGGCUUGUUUGAUUGAGAUGCCGUUUCCUUUGAAGGAGAUGUGUCUCAUUGUUCUCAGAAACCUCCCGAAGCCGAACGAUGAUGUCUUGGCCCAUCGGCUGCAUUGUCGGGCUGAUGACUGGAUCAUCACUUGUGUGAAGAGGACCAUCGAGGCACUCCACGAGUGCUGGGGCGAGCAUCUCAGUAGCCGGGAUGACCUACGGCUCGAAGAGAUGGGCCUCGCAAUCUGCAACAACACGGCCCGGCCUGUCCACGAUGAGCACAUUGGCAGUGCGGAGUGGAUGGAUCAGUUCUCGGGUUCGAAUAUUCGCUGGGAAUCACUCGGGUUGAUCUGGACGUACUGGGAUGGGUCUCCCGGGUCGAACCCGCAGAAUAUUGUUUCGUGUUUGGGGUAUUGCAUCGAACUUACGAGGAAUUUUACUACGGGUAAUGAUGUUUUGCUUUAUCUUUGUUAUCGGAGAGCAACGAUCGAGUCUCUGAUCACAGGAGAUGCAGGUCUGCUGUGUUGGCGAUAUCACGCAGAUACCGUCUCUCUGAUGACUUUCCUGGGACUGCACGCAGCAUUUGACAACCCGAAUUACGUUCCGACGCUGAGCACAGAGAAUAAACGCCGAAUAGCUGCCCGCAUCUUUACAAUCGACAAGGUCAUGGUGUCAUUCACAGGACGUCCACCCCUCCUCGGCCGUCGCUACUUUUCGACUCCUCUCCCCCUGGAUAUAAGCGACGGCGAGUUGCUGGCCGAUCAGGAAACUUUGACGCGUGCGGUGCAGGCAUUGGAUGAGCAUGGGUGGAAUAGGAAUGGCGAGUUGCACUCUGCUACUCUCACACGGGCUCGCGUGCAGAUUGCCGUUAUCAAGGAUGAGAUGCUGGAGAUUGCACUUGAGAAUAGCUCAAAGGUGUCUAUCGACAGUCUUCUUGAGGUGAAAGCCCGAGCUGAACGAACUGUAGACCAGUUCCCCCAAUCCCUCAUCUACCGCACCGAGGACUUGAGUGAUCCUGAUGCCGAUAUAGAGAUCAUCUACGCGAGGAUUCUCGUUAGGCUGGAGCACCUUCAGAAUCUCUUCUUUGCGGAACGAUUGCUGCUGCGCCUUGGACGUGUGGAUGAUAGCCGGUUGCUUGUCAUCAGCUUCGAGAUGGUGACGCUUACGCUUGUGUUUUGGACGCAUCAGGAUCGGUUUGCGGGAGUUAGAAGGGACUUUGAAUGGCUGUUAAUGGCCUACGCUGCCCCCGGAGGAGGCAUCCUCUGCCUCGAGCUCCUCCGCCCGACAUUCCAUGGCACACAUCCAGAUUGUCCCAAAUUGAGCCGGUCAGCGAUAAUACAGAAACUCAGCCUUCUCAUCGGGUUCCUCGACUGGGUCCGACCUCCGGCUCCCAACGCUGAUCUCUGCGCCGACUGCAAGGCUGUCAUCCAGGGUGUUCUGGAUCAUAAUCUGAAUGCUCCCAUCGCGGGUGGAGGAGCUUUGGAGACGCUUGAUUGGGAGUUUCCAAUGCAGCUCGACUUCAACUUUGAUCUGUUGGAUACUUUCGAUUGGUUACGAGCUGAGUAG
Molecule: messenger RNA, 1887 nt
Organism: Fusarium keratoplasticum
Lineage: Eukaryota; Fungi; Ascomycota; Sordariomycetes; Hypocreales; Nectriaceae
Product: Fungal-trans domain-containing protein
Exons: 4
Coding region: 1-1887 (628 amino acids)
Biological process (GO): regulation of DNA-templated transcription; DNA-templated transcription
Cellular component (GO): nucleus
Molecular function (GO): zinc ion binding; DNA binding; DNA-binding transcription factor activity, RNA polymerase II-specific
Source: RefSeq, a predicted model, not a curated record